Messenger RNA from Talpa occidentalis (Iberian mole), 1045 nucleotides. Its product is annotated as interferon alpha-inducible protein 27, mitochondrial-like. The record is from RefSeq and is a predicted model, not a curated record. The transcript has 6 exons. Bases 221 to 751 code for a protein of 176 amino acids. Gene Ontology annotation, biological process: apoptotic signaling pathway. Gene Ontology annotation, cellular component: mitochondrion; membrane. NCBI's taxonomy places the organism in Eukaryota, Metazoa, Chordata, Mammalia, Eulipotyphla, Talpidae.
CAGCCAGUGCAAGCCCCAAGGGGGCAUCUGGUCCAGGCUUUCUCCUCAGGCUCUGCCCCAGAGCAGAGGUCUCCCUGCCCCUCUUGGCCCUGUGUCCUGGGGCUCCGGGACUAGGAGUCUGUCCUUGCUGCAGGCUCCUGACGGUGCCCUCAGGCCUGGGGGCAGGUGGGGUGAGAGAACAGAGGGUGGGCUCCAGUGAGUGCCGGUCACCUGCUGCGUCAUGGCCUUCCUCCAGGCAGGCGUCCUGGCCUCCUCCCUGGCCUCCAAAGUGAUGUCGGCAGCAAGUCUGAUUAAAGUGAGUGGGGCAGCCUCUGGCAGCGUCCUGGUCGGACUUUCCUCAGUGGGGAGCUCCCUGCCAUCCCAGGCCGCCCUGACUCAGGCCUUGUCCACCCUCGGACCCUUGCUGGGCUCCCUGAAAGCCUCCUCUGUGCUGGGAUCCUCUGCCUGUGCCCUGACAGUGUCCCCUCUGGCAGUCAAGGCUCUUGCAGCUGUACUUGGAGGAGCUGUGUCUGUGACGGCUGCACCUGCAGUCCUGACCGCCCUGGGCUUCACCAGCUCCGGAAUCGCUGCGUCCUCCCUGGCGGCCAAGAUGAUGUCAUUGGUGGCCAUCGCCAACGGGGGUGGAGUGCCGGCCGGCAGCCUGGUGGCCAUUCUGCAGUCUGCAGGCGCUGCUGGACUCUCCCUGUCGUCCAAACUGCUGCUGGGCUCCACUGGCUCUGCCCUUGUUGGUGGCGCUGUGAUGGCCUUGUAACAGCUCCCUGGCACCCCCUGCAGACAAGAUGCUGGAGGAGACCUGAGGCCAACCCUGCACUUAUGGUCCCCAGCCCGCACAGCAAGGCCCCCCAGCUCACACAGCAAGGCUCCGCAGUCCACACAGCAAGGCCCCCCAGUCUACACAGCAAGGCCCCAGCCUACACGUCAAGGCCCCAGCCACACAGCAGGGCCCAUCCUGCUCACCAUGUGUCCUCGCUGCCCCCAGGAAGACCAGCAAUAAAAAUGGUUCUGCUACCCUCCUGGACCUUUCCUUUCUUGCUCACAGUUCAGC